AUGCAAUUGCUAUGGUUGAGAUCCAUUCAAAAAGUAGAUGGGAUGAUUGAAAUUGUUGUUUCCAGGUAUUUUAUCAUCGAGGUUGUUCUUGGUACCUUAGUAAAAUUGGAUUUGGCGAGGUCUUCAUCGGUUACGGCGCAAUCCUGCAUCCUGAAGACUCUGAGACGCGGCAGACGCUGCUGCCCUCUUUGCCGGCAUGAUCUGUCGGAGUCUGAUAUUUUCUCAGCUCCAACAGAAAAAAGUAAUGCCGAAAUGGCCUCUUCCGGUAAAUCAUCGAAGAUAACUGCUCUCUUGAAACUUCUGUCAGAAGCACGGGAUCAGGACCCCACAGCAAAGUCUGUUGUCUUCUCACAGUUCAGGAAGAUGCUGACAUUACUUGAAGAGCCUCUGAAGACUGCUGGCUUCAACGUAUUGCGUUUGGAUGGAUCGAUGAACGCAACAAAGAGGGCUCAAGUCAUCAAAGAUUUCGGUGAGCCAGCUCCUAAUGGUCGUCCCAUGGUUUUGCUUGCCAGUCUAAGCGGAGUUGACCUCGCUGCUGCUAAUAGGGUGUACCUCCUGGAACCAUGGUGGAAUCCAGAAGUUGAUGAACAAGCAAUAAACAGAGUACACCAGAUAGGGCAAACGAAAGAGGUGACUGUUGUACGAAUCGUUGCCCGAAACAGCAUCGAGGAGCGGAUGUUGGCUCUCCAGGAUCAGUAG
Daucus carota subsp. sativus is the source of this 699-nucleotide messenger RNA. RefSeq names its product putative SWI/SNF-related matrix-associated actin-dependent regulator of chromatin subfamily A member 3-like 1. Gene Ontology annotation, biological process: DNA repair. NCBI's taxonomy places the organism in Eukaryota, Viridiplantae, Streptophyta, Magnoliopsida, Apiales, Apiaceae. Gene Ontology annotation, cellular component: nucleus. Bases 1 to 699 code for a protein of 232 amino acids. The transcript has 3 exons. The record is from RefSeq and is a predicted model, not a curated record. Gene Ontology annotation, molecular function: ATP-dependent activity, acting on DNA.